Messenger RNA from Penicillium oxalicum, 747 nucleotides. RefSeq lists its product as uncharacterized. The record is from RefSeq and is a predicted model, not a curated record. The coding region runs from base 1 to 747 and encodes 248 amino acids. Lineage: Eukaryota; Fungi; Ascomycota; Eurotiomycetes; Eurotiales; Aspergillaceae. The transcript has 2 exons.
AUGUCGGACUCCACUAUUGUGCUCAUCACCGGAGCCAAUUCGGGUGUCGGAUACGCAACCGCCGAAUCCAUUGCCUCUCAGCCCGGCUACCACGUUAUUCUCGCCUGCAGAGACCUCAACAAAGCGCACCAAGCCCGCCAAGAACUCGAACAGAAGAAUCUCCAAGGAACCCUCUCCGUCCUCCAACUUGACGUCGAAGACGACACUUCCAUCUCCCAGGCUGUCGAGUCAGUCUCCCAGACCUUCGGCCGAGUCGACGCCUUCAUCAGCAACGCCGGCACCACCUCGGUCGGCACAUCCGGUCGAGAAAAGCUCCAAAAGACCUUCUCCACAAACGUCUUUGGCGCAAUGCUCGUCACAGAAGCGUUUAUCCCCUUGCUCCUCCGAUCAAAGAAUCCGCGUCUUAUCCAGAUAUCCAGCGGACUGGGCUCAUUGGGGCUGGCGUCGGACUUGUCCUCGCCGUUUAGCGCUUCGCCAUGGGACGAGUACCGGAUGAGCAAGGCCGCGCUGAAUAUGAUGACUGUACAGAUGCAUAAGCGGCUGAAGGAUGAGGGUGUUUGUGUCUUUGCGUUUUGUCCGGGUCUGGUGCGGUCGCGACUGCGGGGUGAGUCGGAGGAGGCGAUGAAUGCGCAGGGUCGAGCGGGAGAUCCGAUGGUUUCGGGAAAGGCGAUCUUGGAUAUUGUUGCUGGACGGAGGGACGAUUGUGCCGGUCGGUUUUUGUCGGUUGGUGGGGUUUAUCCGUGGUAG